UGUUGAUUAACUGCGGCUCAGGGGAGGCAUUUGCAAAGGGGGAGAGAAUGGGGCCUUUUGUGGCAGGCCUGGCCGUUUGAGGUGGGACUGCUUUCCUGCUUCCCUUUUCCCUAUGCCGCCCCAGAAGAGGCUGUUCACUCGGGCAGGACAGUAGGCCACAGGAUCCUACCAGCUCAGGUUUUCUUACUGGGGGUCCCUGCAUCGGGGAUCCUGAUGCCAUCCUGCAGCAGGUGGUUUCACCGUGACCUGAGCGGCAUAGAUGCUGAGGCCUUACUCAAAGCACGAGGUGUUCACGGCAGUUUUUUGGCUCGGCCUAGUCGGAAGAACAAGGGCGAUUUCUCCCUUUCUGUCAGGGUUGGUGACCAGGUAACCCACAUUCGUAUCCAGAAUACGGGGGAUUUUUAUGACCUCUAUGGAGGGGAGAAGUUUGCCACUUUGUCUGAACUGGUGGAGUAUUACAUACAGCAGCAGGGAUCCCUGCAAGAUAAAGAUGGGACCAUCAUUGACUUGAAGUAUCCACUGAACUGCUCUGAUCCUACAACAGAAAGGUGGUAUCAUGGGCAUCUUUCUGGCCCAGCAGCAGAGGCCUUACUUCAGGCCAAGUCCAUGCCAUGGACUUUCUUGGUGCGUGAGAGUGUCAGCAAACCUGGGGAUUUUGUGCUAUCAGUCCUGACGGACCAGCCUAAAUCUGGCAUGGACACCGCUGCUACCGGAGCUGCCAGCACUCCCAAAGAACGGCGCAAAGUCACUCACAUCAAGGUCAUGUGUGAGAGGGGGAAGUAUACUAUCGGGGGCCAAGAAAUGUUUGGAAGCUUGGCUGACUUGGUGGAACAUUUUAAGAAGGCGGGAAUUGAGGAGCUGUCUGGUUCCUAUGUAUAUCUCAGACAGCCUUUCAACGCCACUCGAGUGAACGCAGCUGACAUUGAGAACCGGGUGCAAGAGCUCAACAAAAGAAGCCAAGCAGAAGAAACAGCCAAAGGUGGCUUCUGGGAAGAGUUUGAUAGCCUGCAGAAACAAGACUCGAAGAACCUGUAUGAUCGCCAUGAGGGCCAAAGGCCAGAGAACAAGAGCAAGAACCGCUAUAAGAACAUCUUGCCUUUUGACCACUCUCGAGUUGUCCUUCAAGACAGAGAUGUGAAUGUUCCUGGGGCAGAUUAUAUCAAUGCCAAUUUCAUCAAGAACAAGCUGUUUGGCCCCGAGGAGCCCAGCAAAACCUACAUUGCCAGCCAAGGCUGCCUGGAAUCCACCGUCAGUGAUUUCUGGCAGAUGAUAUGGCAGGAGAAUUCACGCAUCAUCAUGAUGACCACCCGGGAAGUGGAGAAAGGAAGGAACAAAUGUGUCCCUUAUUGGCCAGAAUUGAGAAGCAGCAAAGAGUAUGGCCCCUUCGUAGUGGAGAAUGCCGGCGAGCACGAUGCGCUGGAAUAUAAACUCCGACACCUCCGUCUUUCACCCAUCAGAAAUGGCGAGGCUGUGCGAGAUAUCUGGCAUUACCAAUACCUGAGCUGGCCCGACCACGGAGUUCCCAGUGAGCCCGGUGGCGUCCUGGGCUUCCUUGACCAGGUCAAUCAGAAGCAAGACAGCAUCCCGGGGGCCGGACCUAUUGUGGUGCACUGCAGUGCCGGGAUAGGCCGCACUGGAACCAUCAUUGUCAUCGAUAUGGUCAUGGAUAUGAUUUCCACAAAAGGCUUGGACUGUGACAUUGAUAUCCCGAAGGCCAUCCAGAUGGUGCGGGCCCAGCGCUCAGGCAUGGUGCAGACGGAGGCCCAGUACAAGUUCAUCUACAUGGCCAUCAGCCAGUUCAUUGAGACCACCAAAAAGAAGCUGGACAUUAUGCAGACUUCGAAAGAAAAGCUGAAUGAGUGUGAAUAUGGGAAUAUCACCUACCCACCUGCUCAGAAGUCCUCACAUGCAAAGGCGUCACGGAAAUCCUCCAAGCAGAAGGAGGAGCCAUCCCUCUAUGAGAACUUACAGAACGCCAAAGGGAAGAAGGAGGAGAAAGAACAAAGGCACUUCCUCGUAGGGAAGGAGAAGAAACAGAAGGGCUCCCUGAAGAAAAAGUAACCCCUGUGCAGCAUCUCAGCAGGGCAGCCGGUUCACUGGCUGUGCUUGUGGUGGGCUUGGAGUGACCCCUCAUUCCUUGCUCAGGCCUUUUUACCACAGGAUUUCUGAACUAUGGAGGACCAGUCCGAGGCACUAAGGUGGCAAACCCAAAUGGCACACCUGGUUCCCUUUUUCAAUGGGUCUCACCUGUGGGUUAUGCCCCUGUCGUUCAGAUCUACAAAGGCUUAGAUCUGGUUCAGGCUGCCGCUUCUUGCAGCAACCCAGUUUGGAUUCCUGGCCUAUGUUUUAAUGUCAUGGGCCUUCUCUUUCAUGCCGCAUGUGCCUUACUCCUGGCUUUCUGCAGACAUCUCUGCUUGGACUUUCCUGUUGUUGGUUGGGGGAGACGCUGGCAGACUGAUGGCAGGCAUUUUCAUGCACUCUAAUAGUCAACCACUAUGACAUGCUGGCCUCUUCCUCCUCCUCUCUUUACCUUCUUGGAUUCCUUCAUUUUUCAGCAAAUCGAUUACCUCUUUGCAGCCUUUGAAAGGCAGUUUCUCCCCUAGCUGCUAAACCUUAGUUCCCUGCACUAAAGUUCUAGGCUUUUUUGUUUAUCAUGAAUUGGAUCUUCUUCUUUAGUGAACUGCGUGAGCUUACUAAAGUGCUUUUUUGCCAGUUCCUCCAUGGUGCCGUCAGAUAAUUUUAGAUUCUAGAUUUAACAGUCAUAGGGCAACGGUCCCUGGAUUUUUUUGAGCCUGCGAGCACUUUUGGAAUUCUGACGCAGUGUGGUGGUGGUAACAACAAAAUGGCUGCUGCAGGAGGUGGAGCUGAGAACAAAAUGGCUGCCACAUCAGGUGGAGCCAACUACAGAAUGUUAGGGAAUGAAGUUAAGCAUAACUCUAAUAGUAAAUCCUCAACAUUUCAAGCAGAAGCGCUGUUUAACAGGAUGCUUUAAAAAUGAACAUAACUGUUUUUAAAUAAUUUCAUGUAUACACACAGCUUAUCUCCAAUGGCCAGUCAGAAAUCCUGACAGGUUAAAGCCUCAUCAGCCCUGCCCACUUUUUAAAACUACAGGAAGGUAUUGAUGGGCAUGCUGUAGAAGGUAUUUUUCGUCAUGAAUGUCAAGUAUUCAGGAAUCAUAAUUCCAUUAAUACCUUGGAAAGGAGGAAGUAGGAAAGGACAGAUAGAGGUAGAGGUGAGCUAGGCACAGCUCAUGCAUCUCGACUACAGCUUCCUUCCCCCUCCCCUCCCCUUAAUAAGCCACUGGAGCCGUGGACAGUUACUUGCAUCUUCCCUUCCUCUGGAAGCCACUAUAUUUCCUAGCAGUUGCUGGCUUUUCUCUGUUCAUGGACCUCAUUGCACUUAAUGGAGAUAAACAAGGACAAUUUCUUCAAAUUCUCCAGUCCUGCUCAGGUUGCCAAUUCUGGGUUGGGAAAUAUCAGAAGUUUUGGCGAUGGAGCUUGAGGAGGACAGGUUUUGCCAAUGGGAGGGACUUCAAUAGGGUGAUGUGGCAUAAAGUCCACCGGCCAAAGCGGCUGUUUUCUCCAGGUGACCUGAUGUUGGUCAAUUGUAACCUUAGAUCUCCAGCCACCACCUGGAAGUUAUGUAUGCCAAGAAAUCAAGAUGCACCCACAAUAAGAAAAAGACAAAAAUGUUCCUGUAAUACGUGAAAGCAAAGUAAGUUUAUAAUCAAUUAUAAACAAUUAUCAAGUGCUUAAUCCUUUAACAACAAAAUGUUUAGAAAACAUAGAUGACGAAUGCAGGGAUAAACAUCAGACAUCCAUCAUGUGUAUUUUCAUAAGUUCCAGAAAUUCAGAAUUACCGUAUUUCACACACUUGGUACAAAGGAAAAAAAGGGAGGGCUUUUAAAUAAAAACACACACUUUUCUGUGGUAAACAGUCUCAUUCCUCACAAACAGGACAUUCAAAACCAAGGGAACCACUCCUAAUAGGGAUGCCUGAAGAGAAGAUGUGAAAAGAAUCUAUCUCCAUGUUGAGCCGUAAUGAGCCACAAGUUCUUCUGAAAUGUAUUGCUUGCCUUGAUAAAAGUCUUUACUGAGCUCAAAAUGGCCACAUUAAAGCCAUAGGCUUGCUAUAAAUUGUCCAUAGAGUACCUAUAAUGUCCAAAACAAUGUUUGAAAUAAGAGUAAACAAAAUAUCCCUGCAUUUGUCAUCUAUAUUUUAUAAACAUUUUGUUGCUAAGGAUUAAGCACUUAAAUUUGGUUUGGAGAAAUUUCUUUUGAGCAAUGACACAAGUUUUAGAUUACAAAUUUUGUUUUCGUGUAUUACAAGAACAUUUUUGCCUUUUUCUCAUUGUGAGUGCCUCUUGAUCUAUUUGACCCUAUUGACACUCCUUCCUCCCCAACCCCCUUUCCUUAGCUGUAUUACCUAGAGGUUGGCAACUCUACCCGGCUCUGCUAAAGCGCCAUACACCCCAUCCCAUGCUGUCCUUGAGGGUCCCUUGCAGGAAAAAAUCCCUUUCACCAGCUCUUUCUGUUAACAGAUUGGAUCCAACCCUGUGACUGGAAGAGCUUCCUACUGAAAAAUUGGCCUAUAGGCCAUCCCAGUUACCGGACCCAGUCUCUGGCUACACUGCCAGUGUUGUUUUGGGGCCUUCAUUUGCCUAUAGUCAGUCCAGAGGUCUCUAACCAUUUCAGCCUGUGGGCACAUUUUUCAUUAUGAGAAGAGGUGGUUAGCACUGCCCCAAAAACACUUUCCGCAAAAUGGCUUCUGCAGUAGCUAUAGCCAAAUGGAAUAUCUUGGUAUUCACCUGCUGUGGAGAAGAAGAGCCUGAAGGGGGAAUGGAACCAAACACUGACUAAGGACAGCCCAAAUGUGUGCCGAUCCUCUUGAUCCGCCAGUGGAAAAUCCUUUCAUUUGAAUAAGGGCAGUGGCAGUCAAAAAGAAGUCCUAUCUUACAAUGGCCUCACUUUCAGAAAAGCUUAACAGGCAUCAAGGGGAGUACUGGUGGUCGCCCAUGGGCACCAUGUUGGAGUACCCUGCUUAAUUUCUGAGGCUUUUGUGAAUGUUCUCAUGGUCAAUCCACUUUGGUCAGUGCUCCAUCGGUAGGUCUAGACCUUUCCCGUCACUUGCCCAAUUUUCCUGCUGUAUUCUGUAAAUAAUGGAUCAUUUGCUUCAUAGAAUGAAUUGUUUUUCUUUACUUUGUAAAUAAAUCAGAUUUUCGAGUGAUAAA
This is a messenger RNA of Sphaerodactylus townsendi, 5230 nucleotides long. RefSeq names its product protein tyrosine phosphatase non-receptor type 6 (gene PTPN6). Gene Ontology annotation, molecular function: protein tyrosine phosphatase activity. Bases 214 to 2061 code for a protein of 615 amino acids. The record is from RefSeq and is a predicted model, not a curated record. NCBI's taxonomy places the organism in Eukaryota, Metazoa, Chordata, Lepidosauria, Squamata, Sphaerodactylidae. The transcript has 16 exons. Gene Ontology annotation, biological process: protein dephosphorylation.